AUGUCGUCUCACCACAUCACCAAAAUCACACAAACGACUUUCAAAGAUGUCUUGUCGCGAUACAAACCCGCUGUGCCUGAGAAACUCCACGAUCUAGACGCGCUGCGCUACGACACCAUUCCCACCGCCGUCGCAAAGAGAAAGGCUGAUGAUCGCCACCUCACAAAAGAUGAAGUCGAAAAACUUGUAGAAUGGAAGCUAAAACACGGCACUUUCCGCCCGAAACUACUCUCACUCGUGCAAUCCAACCCAGCAGACGUAGUGCAAGAAACGACAACAUCGGCUUUCAAAAUGAUUCCUAAGCAGCCAUUACCAGCUCUAAAGAUCCUGACAAAUCUCAAAGGCAUUGGGCCAGCAACUGCAUCUUUGCUGCUUUCUGUGGCUGCACCAGAUGUCGUUCCGUUCUUCUCGGACGAGCUGUUUAGAUGGUGUAUGUGGGAUGAGUCGGGGAGUCCGAGUGGGUGGCAACGCAAGAUCAAGUAUAAUGUGAAAGAGUAUGAGAUGCUGCUGGAGAAGGUGAAUGUGCUGAUUGAGAGGUUGGGUGUCAGAGCGGUGGAUGUUGAGAGAGUGGCUUGGGUAUUGGGCAAGGAGAGUGUUGACAUUGACGCUGGAAGCGAUGGCGUUGGGGAAGAAAAGGGCGAGCAAGAUGAAGCCGAGGAAGAGAAAGUUACAGAAGAAAAGACGGUGAAGAAAGAGGUCAAGAAGGGUACAAAAAGGAAGGCGAGCGAGGCGAAACCGCCUACUGAGGGCACGCGAAAGAGCACACGGACUAAGAAGUAGUGUGGUUUAUUUAUUACAGUCGGAAAUCCAGCUACAUCCCAAU
This is a messenger RNA of Parastagonospora nodorum SN15, 823 nucleotides long. RefSeq lists its product as hypothetical. Bases 1 to 780 code for a protein of 259 amino acids. NCBI's taxonomy places the organism in Eukaryota, Fungi, Ascomycota, Dothideomycetes, Pleosporales, Phaeosphaeriaceae. The record is from RefSeq and is a predicted model, not a curated record. The transcript has 2 exons.